Pelodiscus sinensis (Chinese soft-shelled turtle) is the source of this 806-nucleotide messenger RNA. NCBI's taxonomy places the organism in Eukaryota, Metazoa, Chordata, Testudines, Trionychidae. The record is from RefSeq and is a predicted model, not a curated record.
GAUGCUCUUCCUCAUUCUCCAGACGACCUGCAGUCUGACUGCCUGGCUCUCCCUCUACACCUGUUUUUGCUACUGGAACAAGCACCGUACUUACGAGUGGAGUUGCCGGCUGGUCACUUUGGUGCAUGGGGUCCUCAUCACUUGCCUCUCCGGCUACAUCGCUCUUAUCGAUGGCCCCUGGCCUCUCACUCACGCAGGGACACUCAACACUCCUCUCCAGGUCCAUAUGCUGUGCCUUACCCUGGGUUACUUUCUCUUUGACCUCAGCUGGUGCAUGUACUUCCAGACGGAGGGAGGUCUCCUGCUGGCUCAUCACACACUGAGUAUAUGUGGCAUGAUGGUCGUGCUGGGGCUGGGCAAGUCGGCCACCGAAAUCAACGCCAUCAUCUUCGUCAGCGAGGUCACCAACCCGUUGCUGCAAGCCCGCUGGUUCCUGCGGGAAACCGGGCGCUACCGCGGCUUCGUGGGAGACGUGGUGGAUUGCUCCUUUGUGGUUCUCUUCAUGGUGCUGCGGAUCGGGGUGGGAGCGCAGAUCAUGUAUUCCAUGACCGUCUCGCCCAGACCCAUGUGGUUGCUGAAGGCUGGCGGCCUGGCUAUGUACGCAGUGUCCCUGGGGUUCAUGAUGGGAAUCUGCAGCUUCACUAGGAGGAAAGUUUUGAAAAAGUACCAGGCCUGGAGGAGCAGGAGCAGCGGGGACGUGCCCCUGACAACAAACGGGCGCCUAACACCUCAUUAACUUCGUGCUGACUGCACUCGGCGUGUGUCUACUGGGAAUUCUGACUUAGGCAGCCGUUCAAUCCCAGUGU